Phalaenopsis equestris is the source of this 4222-nucleotide messenger RNA. RefSeq names its product probable LRR receptor-like serine/threonine-protein kinase At4g20940. Gene Ontology annotation, molecular function: ATP binding; protein kinase activity; protein binding. Gene Ontology annotation, biological process: protein phosphorylation. The transcript is spliced from 3 exons. Bases 864 to 4013 code for a protein of 1049 amino acids. Lineage: Eukaryota; Viridiplantae; Streptophyta; Magnoliopsida; Asparagales; Orchidaceae. The record is from RefSeq and is a predicted model, not a curated record.
AUUGUUUCCUUCGUGUUUUACAAAUAGCAUAAAUCUUCUCUCCUGACCUCUACGCUAGCUCUCUCAUCUCUCAGGCAGUACUGAGCUAGAGAGAGAAAACAUUCGCGUGAGAGAGUAGAGCGAAGAGAUAGAGAUAGAGAGAGAUCCACCACGUUCGUUCUCUCUUUCUCUCUCUUUACUUCUCUUCUCGAGUUGAGGGGAUCUGUAAUUCUCUUCUAGAACCACAUCUAUUUCUUUAAAAGUGUUCCUCUUCCUUGUCUUCCUCAGUAAAUUCCUCACUGUAUCUUCAGUUCCUUACCUACCCAACUGAGCCUUCUUCUCCAUGUUACAGCAUGGAAUGUAACCACUACCUGCAUAUAAAAAAGCCAACUUGAUUCUAUUUUUUUUAGACAAUUGCUUGAUUUACCGUGUUUUGUUGAAAAAGUUUUGAUCUUUUGUUGAAUUCAACUCGUCUCCUGUUCUUUUUGAGAUUUAUUUAUUUAUUUGGCUUGUUCUGCAUUGCUUGGCUGGUGAUUUGGCGGAGCGGAGUGAGAUUUAGCUGCUUCUGGUUUGCGGCGAGCCUGAGGACUUGUUCUAUUUCUAUUCUGAUUGAUUUUCCAGCUCUUUUGAUUCUUUGGAGAUUGUGUUUUGUUUGUCUUAUUUCAGAAAAAUUUCUGUGAAGUUACUGUUCAUCGCCACUGUAUAUCUUUUGGACGACUUUUGGUUUUAGCGCAUGAUUGUCGUCCCAUGUUCGUUGCUUUUUCAGCUUCUUUUUAGUUAGGUCUGCCUCCAUUUCAAUGGAAUUCAGAAAGUAAGCCAUGAACUUCAUAAAAGAUCAAAUUUUGUGAGCCUUAUUGGAUCCAAGAUCCAAUUUUGAUCAAGAAAUGCGACUUCUUUUUGUUUUUGUUGCGCUGUGGUUUGUUCUUGUUGGAGCCGGUUCAAUCAGUUCAGACAUAGCUGCAUUAAUGGAGUUCAAGAAGGGGAUAAGUGAAGACCCCAAGGGUCUUGUUCUAAACUCUUGGGAUCAUUUUACAUCAGGUUCUGAGGGCUGCCCUCCUUCCUGGAAUGGCAUCCAUUGUAAUGGAAAUCGAGUCACUUCGAUCUCAUUGAGAGACAUGGGUCUGGUAGGAAACAUCAGUUUCUCCUCCCUUGCUCCAAUGGAUAGUCUGCACAAUCUGUCUCUUUCAAACAAUCAAUUUACAGGAAUUCUUACUCCUGAUUUGGGAGCACUCAGCUCCUUAGAACAUUUAGAUCUCUCAAGUAAUUCAUUUCAUGGGCGCGUACCUGAGGAGUUGAUGAGAUUGAGUAAUCUCAUCACUCUGAAUCUCUCUUGGAAUAGCUUUGAGGCUCCAUUGCCUUCUGGUUUCAAUAAGCUGCAGAAGCUGAAAUGCUUAGAUUUGCAGGCUAAUGGCUUUAAUGGUGAUGUGGGGAUUAUUAUUGGUCAAUUACAGAGUGCUGUUUAUGUUGAUCUGAGCCAGAAUAGAUUCACCGGAGGGCUUGGCUCGAUGUCUGAUAACUCAAAGAUUACUGGCUCUUUGGUGUUCUUGAACACCAGUCACAAUUUUUUAUCAGGAGAGCUGUUUGAAAAGGAUGUGGUGCCAUUGUUUGACAGUUUGGAGGUUUUUGAUUCUAGUUUUAACAGGCUUAGUGGUCAGGUUCCCUCCUUCAAUUUUAUAGCUUCGCUUAAGAUUCUUCAUCUCGGAAGCAAUCAGUUUUCGGGGCCUUUCCCUGAGGCGCUGUUCAAAGGUUUCUCAAUGGUUUUGGCUGAGCUUGAUUUGAGCUGCAAUGAGCUCACAGGUCCAUUGCAGAGUAUAACAUCUACUACUCUGAAGAAACUAAAUCUUUCCUCAAACAGUCUUAGUGGCUCUCUUCCUAACAAGAUAGGGAGCUGUGCAAUACUUGAUUUGAGCAAUAAUCUAUUUUCAGGGGAUAUAUCUGCAAUAAAAGGUUGGGGAAACUUAGUGGAAUCCAUAGAUCUGAGCUCCAACAAAUUGGGAGGAACUCUGCUGAACGAAACGUCUCAGUUUUUACGGCUGAAAUCUCUGCGGCUUUCGAACAAUUUACUGGAAGGAGAAUUUCCUCCUGUGAUUGUCACAUAUCCUGAUAUAAUUUUCAUAGAUUUGAGUCUCAACAAACUCAACGGUAUUCUUCCUCCAAGCCUAUUUUCUUCAAUCAGAUUGAUGAAUCUGAAUCUUUCAUUCAACAGAUUCACUGGACCUAUCUUCCCAGAAAAAUUGCACACAGAAUCAUUAGUUUCUUAUGAUUCCGCUUCACUCCCAUCUCUGAAUUCCAGUCUUGUCUCCCUCGAUCUUUCAAACAAUUUCUUAAGUGGAUCUCUACCUCACGAAAUGGUCUUCAUGACUUAUUUGCAGCUGCUGAAUCUAUCAAAAAAUGAUUUUUCCGGUCAGAUUCCUAAAGCCAUGGGGAUGAUUCAGAGCUUACUAGAUUUAGACUUAUCUCACAACCACUUUGAAGGCAACUUACCUGAUAAUCUUCCUUCCUCCCUCUUGAGAUUCGACGUCUCAUAUAACAAUCUUUCUGGUAAUGUUCCAAACAACCUUUUAAGGUUUCCUGAAUCCUCGUUUCGUCCGGGGAACGAAUUACUGAAUCUACCUCCCCAAUAUCCAAAUAUCGCGAGUAUCAGCAGAAAAAGAAGCCAUCACCAUCACAUGAAAAAUGCUAUAAUUUACAGCUUCAUAGCUGGAGCUGUUGUUUGUGCUGUUAUGAUUCUCUUAUUCAUACUUUUAUAUCAGAAACUAUCUAAGGAACAUGAUAGAAGAAUCACUGACGAGUUAAAAUCUUCCAUUCGAAGUUUUUUUCGCCCGCAAAAGAAUUCGUUACAUCCUCCUCCUUCUUCGAGCUUUUCGCAAAAUCAUUUAAUUCAAUCCAGAUCUUUGUCUUCUCAAGCUGAUCAAGGAAUAGUUUCUGUAGCUUCCAGAGAAGCUGUAGAUCCUGUGAUGCAGCAACAAUAUGAUGUUAAUGAUCAGCUCCUGCAGAAGACUAACACAAUAACUUCAUCUUCUUCAAUUCACCAAUCUUCAUUACAGCACAAUCCAACCCUUAAUGUCCUCUCCCCAGAUAGGCUGUCUGGCGAGUUACAUCUCUUCGACAACUCGGUCGUGUUCACGGUUGAAGAGCUUUCUCGAGCGCCGGCGGAAAUUAUAGGCCGGAGCUGCCAUGGAACGUCGUAUAAGGCGACUCUCGAUGGAGGACAUGUGGUGGCGGUUAAGUGGCUUAAGGAAGGUAUUGUGAAGAGUAAAAAGGAAUUUUCAAGGGAGGCGAAGAAGCUCGGAAGCAUUCGGCAUCCAAAUUUGGUUUCUUUGAAGGGUUAUUAUUGGGGUUCGAAGGAACAUGAGAGGCUUUUGAUAUCGGAUUGUAUUGAUGCCUUGCCUUUGAGUGUUCAUCUUUGUGAAUUCGAACAACGGAAGAUGGAACCCUUACCUCUCCGCAAUCGCCUCGCGAUCUCCACCGACGUCGCUCGAUGCCUCAAUUACCUCCACAACGAGAAAUCCAUACCUCAUGGAAACCUCAAAUCCACCAACAUCCUCCUCCAACGCGCAGAAAUGAGCGCCCUCCUCACCGAUUACAGCCUCCAUCGGAUCCUGACGGCUUCCGGCAUGGCCGAGCAGGUGCUAAACGCCGGCGCCCUAGGGUACCGGCCGCCGGAGUUCGCCAGCACGAGCAAGCCAUGUCCGUCGCUGAAGAGCGACGUGUAUGCGUUCGGCGUCGUCCUGCUCGAGCUCAUUACGGGGAGAAAUGCCGGCGAGAUUGUCUCGGGGAAUCCCGGCGGUGUGGAUUUGACGGAUUGGGUGAGAUCGAUGGCGGGAAAUGAGAUCUCUCAUGAAUGUUUUGAUGAGAAGAUCGUGGAAGAAGGAAGAGGGGAUGGAGAUGGGGGCGUUUUGGAGGUGUUGUUUGGAGUGGCUCUGAGGUGUAUUAGAUGUGCUGAUGAGAGGCCUGAGAUUAGAACUGUGUUUCAAGAGCUUUCCUCAAUGUUCAUUUUGAUGAGUUCUCGAGAAAAUAUUACAUCUGGAUAAUCAAAUGUGUGGAUGACAGUGUAGAUCAUAUCAUGUUAUUGUUGACGUGAUGACGAUCAAUUCUUAUUGACAACAGCGUAGUGCGAUCUACACUGUAGUCUAUGUCGGAAGAACAACGAAUGACAAAUGUAAUAUUUUCUUCAUAUUUGAGUGUAUUUUCGUGCUCUUUGUUUUGGUUGGUUGGUGGAAUAAUGUUCAUUAUUUUGUGA